This is a messenger RNA of Drosophila grimshawi, 3558 nucleotides long. It is a transcript of the gene Pfk, whose product is annotated as ATP-dependent 6-phosphofructokinase. Lineage: Eukaryota; Metazoa; Arthropoda; Insecta; Diptera; Drosophilidae. The record is from RefSeq and is a predicted model, not a curated record. Gene Ontology annotation, molecular function: identical protein binding; fructose-6-phosphate binding; monosaccharide binding. Gene Ontology annotation, biological process: fructose 6-phosphate metabolic process; fructose 1,6-bisphosphate metabolic process; canonical glycolysis. Gene Ontology annotation, cellular component: 6-phosphofructokinase complex; cytoplasm. Bases 476 to 2842 code for a protein of 788 amino acids. The transcript is spliced from 8 exons.
CACUGUAAACCGUUGUAUUAAUGAAACAUAGUCUAAAAAGGCGCGCCGAGUGCAUUCCAUCGUAAAUCAAAAAACACCAGUCGACCAGUUUGUUGCAUCAGUGUAUUAGUUUCGGCUGUGUAGUUGCGCUUUACACACAUAAAAAGCGUUUGCUGCGUUUAGAGGUCACCUUGAAACGUCAAAGCCGAAAAGCCUUUGGUGCUCGUCGACUACCGCCGCUGCUCGCUCGCUCUCGCAGCCAGUUACUAAAAAUCGUCUCGCAGGCGACGACGCAAACGGCAUCCGCAUCCGCAGCAUACUCAUUACAAAUUCUUGACAUCCCACAAAGUCUUCUCCACUUGCUCGGCUUACGAUCUAGUGAUUCAUUCAAAACCAAAUCGCCUGUGUGCGUGUGUGUGUGUGUGUUACUCUUUUGUUUUUCGAAUCAAUUAACUCUGCUAAAAAAAAGAAAGAAGUGAAUUAGUUAAAAAAAAAAAUGAAUAGUGAGAAUCAUCAACGUUUCCUUGCGCGCGGCUCGCAGCGCGACAAGGGUUUGGCCGUCUUCACCAGCGGCGGCGAUUCCCAGGGCAUGAAUGCGGCUGUGCGAGCCUGUGUCCGUAUGGCCAUCUAUUUGGGAUGCAAGGCGUAUUUCAUCCGGGAAGGCUACCAGGGCAUGGUCGAUGGCGGUGAUUGCAUUCAGGAGGCAAACUGGGCAUCUGUAUCCUCGAUCAUACAUCGUGGUGGCACCAUCAUUGGCUCCGCCCGUUGCCAGGACUUCCGUGAGCGCGCUGGUCGCUUGAAGGCCGCCAACAAUUUGGUGCAGCGUGGUAUUACCAAUCUGGUGGUAAUUGGCGGCGAUGGUUCCCUAACUGGCGCCAAUCUGUUCCGUCAGGAGUGGUCCAGCCUUCUGGAUGAGCUGGCAAAGAAUUCAACCAUUACCGCCGAGCAGAGGAACAAGUACAAUGUGCUCCACAUUGUUGGAUUGGUGGGUUCGAUUGAUAACGAUUUCUGUGGCACGGACAUGACAAUUGGUACCGACACCGCAUUGCAUCGGAUUAUUGAGGCAAUCGAUGCGAUUGCCAGCACGGCCUACUCACAUCAGCGUACCUUCAUCAUGGAGGUCAUGGGUCGUCAUUGUGGUUAUUUACCUGUUGUAGCUGGCAUUAUAUCCGAGGCAGAUUAUGUCUUUCUGCCAGAGCAUCCGCCUCCACAAGAUUGGCCCGAUAGACUCAUACUCCAACUGCAACAGGAGCGUUCGGCUGGUCAGCGUCUGAACAUUGUCAUUGUUGCGGAGGGUGCCAUGGAUCGCGAGGGACAUCCGAUUACUGCCGAGGAUGUGAGGAAGGUGAUCGAUGAGCGUCUGAAGCACGACGCUCGCAUCACUGUCCUGGGUCAUGUGCAACGCGGUGGCAAUCCCAGCGCCUUUGAUCGUGUCUUGGCUUGUCGCAUGGGCGCCGAGGCGACCCUGGCCCUAAUGGAGGCAACAUCGGAAUCGCUGCCUGUUGUCAUUUCACUGGAUGGCAACCAGACGGUGCGUGUGCCACUGAUGGAGUGCGUUGAACGCACCCAGGCCGUGGCCAAGGCCAUGAAGGAGCGUCGCUGGGCGGAUGCCGUUAAGCUGCGUGGUCGUUCCUUCGAACGCAAUCUGGAAACGUACAAGAUGUUGACGCGCUUGAAGCCGCCCAAGGAAUGCUUCGAUGAGAAUGGCAAACCGAUCGAAGGCUACAGGCUGGCUGUGAUGCACAUUGGUGCGCCCGCUUGCGGCAUGAAUGCGGCGGUGCGCAGCUUUGUCCGCAAUGCCAUCUAUCGCGGCGAUGUUGUCUAUGGCGUCAACGAUGGCAUCGAGGGUCUCAUUGCUGGCAAUGUUCGCGAGCUGGGCUGGUCGGAUGUGUCUGGCUGGGUUGGACAAGGUGGUGCAUUUUUGGGCACCAAGCGCACUCUGCCCGAGGGCAAGUUCAAGGAGAUCGCUGCUCGCCUCAAGGAGUUCAGGAUCCAGGGUCUGUUGAUCAUCGGUGGAUUCGAGAGCUACCAUGCCGCUGGCCAAAUCUCCGAUCAGCGUGACAAUUAUCCAGAGUUUUGCAUACCGAUCGUUGUCGUUCCAUCGACCAUCUCGAAUAAUGUGCCCGGCACUGAGUUCUCGCUGGGCUGCGACACUGGCCUCAACGAGAUCACCGAAAUCUGCGAUCGCAUUCGCCAAUCGGCUCAGGGCACCAAGCGUCGCGUCUUCGUCAUUGAGACAAUGGGUGGCUAUUGCGGUUAUUUGGCCACGCUGGCCGGCUUGGCUGGCGGCGCGGAUGCUGCCUACAUUUACGAGGAGAAGUUCUCCAUUAAGGACCUGCAACAGGAUGUCUACCACAUGGCCUCGAAGAUGGCCGAGGGCGUUUCACGCGGUCUCAUUUUGCGCAAUGAGAAGGCCAGUGAGAAUUACACCACUGACUUCAUCUAUCGCCUGUAUUCGGAGGAGGGCAAGGGUCUCUUCACUUGCCGCAUGAAUAUCCUGGGACACAUGCAACAGGGUGGCUCACCCACACCCUUCGAUCGCAACAUGGGCACCAAAAUGGCCGCCAAGUGUGUCGACUGGCUGGCAACCCAGAUCAAGAACAACAUCGAUGCCAACGGUGUGGUCAAUUGCAAAUCAAACGAUACGGCAACACUGCUCGGCAUAGUUUCGCGUCAGUAUCGCUUCAGCCCACUGGUGGAUCUCAUCGGCGAGACCAACUUUGAUCAACGCAUACCGAAGAAACAGUGGUGGCUGCGUUUGCGUCCCUUGUUGAGAAUCCUGGCCAAGCACGAUUCCGCCUAUGAGGAGGAGGGCAUGUACAUAACCGUCGAGGAGGAAUGCGACACAGAUGCCGUCGCUUAGAGUGUUGUUAAAUGCACAACAACAAAAUUACCAAUUAUCACGCCCAGUGCACUAAAGCAUUGCAGAAUCAAUGGUCAAUAUCAAUGUUUUAUUUUCAUAUAUAUACACUAAAAUCGAAACAGCAAUUCAUUUAUCUAUUAAUAGUUAAACAAUAAAAAUAAAUGUCUCAGCUCAGGUCAAAGUUAAGCACUAAGACUCAAAGAAUCCAUAUAUAAAAAAAAAAUGUAUUUCUCAUGCAUACAUCUAUCUAUACAUGUAAAAAAAAACCAUAUAUAGCAACAAUUAUUAUUUAUAUUUUUACCUAUUCUGUAAAAACCAAAAUUAUUUAUUUUAGUUUAUGUUUCUCGUUUUUGAGUAUUUCGAUUUAUUUAAAAAACACACAGAGCACACUCUCAAGAUUGUUUUAUUUUGCAUGUGAAUGACUUAAAUACAUAAGAUACAAACACAAAUGAAAUGUUCUACCUGGCGGAGCAAAUUCUGCAAUAUAUUCAACACACCGUUAGCAUGUUAUCAUAAUUGUUGCAAAAGAUAAAAAAAAGAACAUAUAAAUAUAUAUCUAAUGUUAUAAAUACAAAUAAAUCCAUAUAGUCUUGUCCAGAGAAUAUAAAUAAUGUUACACGAUUUUAAAGUUUAAACGAAAAUAUCGCAAAAUGCAUCAGUAUCCAAACUCAGUGUGAGGUUUUACAAAUUCAAAUAAAUCCAACCACAGUACAAAA